This is a messenger RNA of Drosophila bipectinata, 1165 nucleotides long. RefSeq lists its product as uncharacterized. The record is from RefSeq and is a predicted model, not a curated record. Lineage: Eukaryota; Metazoa; Arthropoda; Insecta; Diptera; Drosophilidae.
UUCCAGCUCUCAUUCCAAAACCAGUUUCGCUUCGAAUCACUUCUAAAUUUUCUCUGAAAAUUUUCGUGCCAAAAAAAAAUCAAAAUAAAAAAAAUUUGUUUCUUUUUAGACAUAAUUUUGGAUAACCGUCCUAUCGAAUAAUGUGUUCCCCGUGCGGUCCCUGUAGCCCAUGCGAUCCGUGCUGCGGCCCCUUCGAGUGCUCGCCCAAGUGCUACAAUGCCGCCCAGUUGGAGGCCCUGCCGCAGUGCGCCCCGCGCAUACCCCCACCGUUCCCGAAAUGCAUCACGGUCCAACAGCCGCCGCGCAUGAUCUGCAAGAAGCGGGUCGUCUUCACGGAGAAGAUCGUUCCCGAACCGAUGGUGGUGAAUCGAUGCAGGCAGAUCACCAUCCCCAAGGUCGUGGAUGCCACCAGGGUUAUCAAGGUGCCUAAGCUGAUUUGGGUCUCACAGAUGGUGCGGGAACCCAGGGUUAUCUACUACCCGUCCAUGAUUCCCGAUCCUUACGUGGUGUGCUACCCGAAGCGCGUCUGCGAGCCGAGGGAGGUGUGCCAGUCGAUCCUGUGCCAACCGAAGCCCCAGACCAUCGACAUUCCGCCGCCAAGGGAGUACUGCUGCUAUCCUAAUGGACCCAUCAACUACAAACCCAGCGCCGCCUGCCCGCCGUGCCCCAUUGGACCCUGCGCUCCAGGAGGACCCUGCUGCCCGCUACCCUGCUUCUCUACAUGCCAGUACCCUGUUGCCGAAGGGCGCUGUGGGCCUUGCGGACCUUGCGGGCCCGGCUGUGGACCUUGCGGACCCUGUGGUCCUUGUGGUCCCUGUGGACCCUGCGGACCUUUCGGGCCCUGCGGUCCCUGCCCUCCUUGCGGACCCUGUGGACCCUGCGGACCUUGCGGACCCUGUGGCCCCUGCGGACCUUGUGGGCCUUGUGGUCCUUGCGGUCCCUGUGGACCCGGCGGACCUUGCGGACCGCCAACUUGCGGUUUUGGUCCUUGCGGACCCUGCUAAGCCGCACAGUACCUGGAAUGUGUGGAACAUGAACCUGUCAUCCAUGAGCGUCAUUGGAAGUUCCGAUCCAAAGUUAUGGCCAGUCCGAAAUUAUGACUUUACAAGUUUCGUAUUUUUUCAAAAUUCUAUGGAUUAAAAGGUCUGAAAGGUGACUGUCAAAA